AAUUACCCCUGCAGGAAGAUCCAGGAAGUGCGGGAGUUAUUUUAUAGGCAAAUAUCUUUCCUGACUGAUGUCCAGCUAUAAAUUGAGCUACUUCAAUUAAAUCAGACAGAAAUAUGCAUUAGAUUUCGAGCAUAAUAUAUUUAUAUCGCCACUUAAUCGCGGAUAAAAAACAGUCAAGUAGCUUAUGCGCUGGUUUUUGAAGGCCACUUGGUAAAAGGUAACCAUCAGAGCGCUAGAGAACCUGUAGCUGCUGUCAGUCAAGUGAUCUAUGAUAAUACAGCACUGACACAGACAUGAGCUUCUUCGGCUUCGGACAGAGCGCUGAGAUCGACAUCGUGUUGAAUGACGCCGAGACCAGGAAGAAAGCUGAGCACAAAACUGAAGAUGGCAAAAAGGACAAAUAUUUGCUUUUCUACGAUGGUGAAACUGUAAGUGGGAAGGUUAACGUGACUCUGAAGACUCCUGGAAAGAGGCUGGAGCAUAAUGGGAUCAAAAUCGAGUUCGUCGGACAGAUUGAGCUGUACUAUGACCGAGGGAACCACCACGAGUUUGUGUCGUUAGUGAAGGAUCUUGCACGACCUGGUGAGCUUUCACAGUCCCAGACCUUUGACUUUGAGUUCACCCAUGUGGAGAAGCCCUAUGAAUCUUACACUGGCCAGAAUGUCAAACUGAGGUACUUUCUGCGAGCAACAAUCAGCAGAAGGCUGAAUGAUAUCAGUAAAGAGAUGGAUAUUGUCGUGCAGACGCUGUGCACGUAUCCAGAGAUGAACUCCUCCAUCAAGAUGGAAGUAGGAAUUGAAGAUUGUCUCCAUAUUGAGUUUGAAUACAACAAAUCCAAAUACCAUCUGAGGGAUGUUAUCGUAGGAAAGAUUUACUUCCUUCUUGUGAGGAUAAAGAUUAAACACAUGGAAAUUGGUAUAAUAAAACGGGAAUCGACUGGAACAGGACCCAGUGUGUACCAUGAAAAUGACACCAUUGCCAAAUAUGAGAUCAUGGAUGGGGCACCAGUGAGAGGCGAGUCGAUCCCCAUCCGCUUAUUUCUGGCUGGAUAUGAGUUGACGCCCACCAUGAGGGACGUCAACAAGAAGUUCUCAGUGCGUUACUACCUGAACCUAGUCCUUAUAGAUGAAGAAGAGCGACGAUACUUCAAACAACAGGAGAUCACACUCUGGAGGAAAGGAGAUAUUGUAAGGAGAAGUAUGUCCCAACAGGCCACCAUUGCUGCCCAGAGAUAUGAGGGAUCAAACUCUGAAACUGUGUCAGCACAAGCCAAAGAGGAGAGUAACUAGACGCAAGACGCUUUAUGUUCCCUCCAGAUCUCAAAUGAACCUUGUUAUGUCAAAAUAAUGUUUUAUAAGUCUCAAAGGGAUCAAUGUGACACAUGACUUUUGCCGAAAAAGUGAAAUCAUCGCUUCUUGAGAUCAAAAAUGAAAAAAAGCAGUCCAACUAUGUGUAUAGAUUACAAAAUAUUUUUUUAUUUCUCAUUCCAAAACUGCAUACAUUUCCAUUAUACAGUAGUGACCAACAGUUUUGUAAUGCCAGACACAAUCUUUCCACGUGUACGCCGCUGUUUUCAUGCUAUAUGUUUGAUUUGUGCUUCAUGAAGUUGUAAGGCACAAUACAUUCCUCUUAUGCUCAAAUUUUGCUUAAGUCAAGUACACUGAGAAAUCAGAAUCUAGCUUCUGUACCAUGUCCUGUUUAAUGAGCCCAAAAAAAAGAGAUCUACUGUGAUCUUUUGUGUUAAAUCUAGCGCUUCAUGUACUCUUCAUAGAGCUCUGCACAGUAUUAUUCUGUCAUUUGGGGUAUUACAAAUGAAGACCUCCAUAGGAAUGUCUAAUUAGGGAAUUACUAACUUACUUAACAUGAAUAUUUUUAUUAUAUAUAUUUUUUUUUUCUUUUCUUUUGAUCUGGUGUCUUAAGUGUUUAUUUCCUAUGAUUAAGAAUCGGCAGCACAAGGUUCCAGUAUUCUCGAGUGCAGUUUAAUGCUGUAAUAGAGAAAAUCCUUCUUGUGAUUGUUUGUGCAUUUUCCAUUUUUUCAUGUGUAUGUCUUUGUAUUAUACUAAAUAUUUGUUUAAUAGCUUAUUAGCUGUUCAGGUGAUGAGGUAUGACUAUUAACAGCCAUGCAAUCGUGCAAACCUCUGCAAAAGGCUCAUUUAAUCAGCCCCAUUGUAAUAACAUUUACUAACCUCUGCAUUCAAAAUGAUUUCC
Messenger RNA from Cyprinus carpio (common carp), 2208 nucleotides. RefSeq names its product VPS26, retromer complex component B (gene vps26b). The coding region runs from base 294 to 1289 and encodes 331 amino acids. Gene Ontology annotation, biological process: retrograde transport, endosome to Golgi; intracellular protein transport. Gene Ontology annotation, cellular component: endosome; retromer complex. The record is from RefSeq and is a predicted model, not a curated record. The transcript has 6 exons. NCBI's taxonomy places the organism in Eukaryota, Metazoa, Chordata, Actinopteri, Cypriniformes, Cyprinidae.